Messenger RNA from Nilaparvata lugens (brown planthopper), 2772 nucleotides. Its product is annotated as nose resistant to fluoxetine protein 6. The record is from RefSeq and is a predicted model, not a curated record. Gene Ontology annotation, molecular function: acyltransferase activity, transferring groups other than amino-acyl groups. Lineage: Eukaryota; Metazoa; Arthropoda; Insecta; Hemiptera; Delphacidae.
UGAGCGAUGCCAGUGGCAAAUAUGGCGGUGGUUUCCUGUGGGGUAACAACUAUUGGGUGGGUUCCGCAACACUCUGCUACCAGAUCAACGAGCAGCCUGUCGUGGAAGAGAGAGCGCCCUUCGCUCUUGGUUUUUUCAUGCUGAGGACUAUGGUCAAGCUCAACAGUCAUAUCACUCCUACUCCUCGCUCGCAGCUGUUGGGAGUAUGCCUACCUCUAUCGUGCACAUCUGUAGAUGCAUCGCGAUUGGUGGAGCUGUCUGCCAGGGAGGCCAUGUUGGAUAUGGACCGCACCCUCCAGAUCACCUCUGUCAAGUCACCGCACAACGCAUACUACAUCACAGAUGACCCAAUCUUCUGGAUUCUCGUUGUUGUGAGUACAGCAGUCUUCGUUCUUCUUCUGAUCGGCACCGUCCUCGAUCUCUAUCUAGAGUACGUGAUGGACAAGGACGGAAACUUCAGCUAUGACAACUACACGUUCGUCUUUUCCAAAAACAUCCACCACAAUUCCAUCAGGAGCGGGCAGACGGUUGUCAAAGUCGAGAUGAAUGCUGAGAAUAAUAAUAACGGAGUUAUGGCAGAGGAUGGCAGUGGAGUAACCACUGAAAGUAACUCAGUUGCUUCGGAUGAAGUUAUCAAGAAGCCAGGAGUCCUGCGUGAAGUGAUGUUAUCUUUCUCGGUGCGGAGGAACAUGAUGACAAUCUGUGACAAAUCUGUGGGAGCUGACACAAUACCCACGGUGCAUGGGUUGAGAUCUCUCAGCAUGGCCUGGGUUAUAUUGGGUCAUACCUGUAUUGUGGCUUUCAAGUAUUCUGACAAUAUGAUGUACCGAAAUGUUGUGGAGAAAGAAUUACUGUUCCAAACAAUCAAUAAUGCUGCAUUCUCGGUUGAUACAUUCUUUUUCAUCAGUGGUCUCCUGGUAGCCUUCCUAUACUUCCGCACCACAGCAAAACACGAUCUGUCGAAAAUAACCAAAUCCACCGGAUUUGUAUCAUGUGUGCUUCAGUUUAUUGGUAUGGUGGCAUACAGGUUUGCCAGGUCUGAAGACUGCGGACAUGAUGAUAAGAAAAAACAAAAAUAUGAGGUGUUAGUUUUAUUGUUUAAUUCAAUGUGCAUGCUAUGGAGUUGGUAUUUGGCAGAUGAUACGCAGUUCUACGUUCUUGGAACAAUACUCCUCAUCAUGGCUGUCAAACACUUCAGAGCAGCAGCCUCCUUGAUGGUCGUGUUCCUAAUUAGCUCUUGGUGUACCACUGCCUACAUUGCAUUCAGUAAUAAGCAUAUGCCCAAUGUUGAUGACCCUCUGGCAUUAUUCGACAAGAUCUAUGACAAGCCGUGGACCAGAUUUGGACCCUACCUCGUGGGAAUGGCCACUGGAUGGUUCCUAUUCAAAAUCGAUUGCAAGAUUAAGAUGAACAGGAUUGUGACCUGGGUAGGGUGGACUCUGUCUACAGUCGGCCUUCUCUGUCUGUUGUACGGAUUGUACGAGCAGCAACUUCACCCCGUUUCAGCCGCCGCAUACUCCUCUCUCAGUCACACCGCCUGGGCCACCUGUCUCGCCUGGAUCGUCAUUGCCUGCUCUACCGGAUAUGGAGGCUAUGUGAACAAAUUCCUGUCGUGGACAGUGCUGUAUCCUUUCAGCAGAGUGACAUACUGCGCCUAUCUCAUCCACCCGAUUAUCAUCCGUAUAUUCGCCAUGAGAAUGGACAGCCCUGUUCAUCUCGGCAAAGAUUUAGUCGCUGUGAUGUUUCUGGGCCAGCUAGUCGCCUCCUACAUUCUCUCGUUCAUCGUAUCUCUCGCUUUCGAAGCUCCAGUUGUCUCUCUCUUGAGAAUAGUCUCAUCCACUAAGAGAAAGACAAAGUGACACUGACAAUAAGAGAGUAAGAGAGAGAAAGCGAAAAUACCAAAUUAUCCUACUUCUUCCUAUAACUAUCCACAUCAGAACAUUCUUUAGAAUUUAUAUUUAGAUUCAAGAACAUGAUGCAUGUUUGAGCUGAUAAAUAUUCCACAAGAUUUUGUGGAGAAUGUAAGUCAUGGAAAAUAUUAACAAAUGUAUAGAAAGAUACCAUAGGUGAAAGCAUAUAGAGGAAUAUUUACUUAUGUGUGGCCUAUAUCCUAUGCAAUCUUUACGAUAAUAGGCUACUAACCUAUUGAGUAUUUUUCAAGUUUUUAAGUUUAAUAUAGGCUACCAAUAUCAAUCAUAACAUAAACGAUGUAAAUACUAACUUGGUAUUUUUCAUAGAUUUUGGGAGAAUGUAUAGCCUAUUCAAGAAUACUACUUAGGUUCAACUCUCGACUCAGGUCGAGAAGAGACUCAACUCUAGUCGAGAGCAUGUGUUUCCAAAUGGUGACACUCAGACCAGUCGAUUCUAGUCUCCGCGACUGUCACCAUUUGGAAACACAUGCUAUCCACUAGAGUCGAGUCUCUUCUCGACCUGAGACGCGUAAGUGUGAGUUGAGCCUUACACUCAAUGAAAUACUAGGUACCUAUUUUAUAAGGUUUCGAGAAGAAUAUAUUCCAAAAUAACAUAAUGAAACUGAGAAUGUUCAAUGUCUUUCUGAAAAAUAUAUCCGAGAAUAUCAUGACAGUUGGAGAUACUGGAUAUUUUUCUAGAUUUUUCAAGAAAUGUAUCUCAAAAUAUCAUGGAAGUGGAAAAAAAGAAAUGACCUACUUUAAGCCGCGUUUACACCAAUUUUAUUAACAAAAUGUUAAAUAACUUAAUUCUUAUAGAUUCUAUUAGAUUGAACGGAACUUGACAAACACAUAUGUUCAUCAU